GCUCUAAAAAUAUGUAAAUUAUGGCCUCAAAUUACCGUAACAAUACAGAUGGUAAGAUGACAGUUUUCUCAUUUAAAUAAAGUCUAUUAACUAGUACUGUAAUUUCAGACUCAGGAGUCUAAUCAACAGUCUAGUCAACUUACCUCUCAGUCUAGUGAUUCUGGCCAACUUUCUUCCCAGUCUAGCCAACCUACACGUCCGCCUACAAGGCUUCACUUAUCCUCCGCGGCUAUUGAAUCAGCAAGAGAAAAAUUGCUCACAUUCCAAAAAGCCCGAGAAGAAGGGGAAGAAGUUGAAGAAGAGGAAGAAGAGGGAUAUACAGGAUCAAGGGAGAUAACUAUAAAAGAAAACGUAUCACUUGAAGAAUAUCUCCGUUAUCGUGAAAAUAAUGUGCAUGCUUCAGUUCGCAUGUACUUAUGGGAUGGGAAAAUUAUAAUAUAUGAAGUACCUUCCACUCCUCAUGCAGAAGUAACAGGAGAGAUCAUUGGAAUGUUGGCCGCAUGGAACAGACAGGAUUUUCGAUACGGUACUGAAGCAAACACAAAUUUGGGUCAGGGUAGAAAUAAAGAACCAGAUGCUUACGUCCGACCAAAACAUCGUAAUCCACCACCACAAGGUGCACUAGCUGCAGAUAUUUAUGGAAACCCGUUUCCAACAAUGAUGAUUGAGGUUGGUUUUUCUCAGAACCUUCCUGAUCUUCAUAGAACAGCAGCUCGCUACUUCAAUCCACUAACCACGAUCCAGAUUGUGUUAGCCAUCAAGAUUUUUGGAGUUCGUACAAAUGCUCUUGCAAACACUAGCACUAUUGCACUUAUUGCUGCAUUGUACCUUCGUACAAGUCCAACCCCGCUUAUUCCAACUAGUGUCAUUUCUUUUGGGACGGCAAAUCCUGAUAUAAAUACUGAAAACUAUAUUACAGGUCAAAUGGGUGUUCCUCCUGGUAGCUUUAUUGGUGUAGGGCGUCCUGAUCCUAACAACAAUAACAUUAACUUUCCUCCUUGCAAUGCAGCUAACAUCCCGACAUAUAUAAUGAAUAUUCCAGGAACAGAAUUAUAUAACGGAGUUCCACAAAAUAACCUUCCAGUAGGGUUUGCUGCUGGAUAUAAUUUGGACCUCUGGGAGCUUCAAGUUUUAGUGCGAGAAGCUAUGCACAUAUAAUUUUAUCAAUGAAAUAUCAAUAGAAAAAAUCUUUAAUGCAUUAUAAUUUGUAUUAUAUAUUAAUUACUAAACAUCCUAAUUAAUCAUCUCUUAAAUUUUUAGCUUAAUAUUAAUUCUUAAUAAAAAAAGAUACACAGAUUAGCUUUACAGAUUGGUGUACAUAUUG
Messenger RNA from Rhizophagus irregularis DAOM 181602=DAOM 197198, 1324 nucleotides. The record is from RefSeq and is a predicted model, not a curated record. NCBI's taxonomy places the organism in Eukaryota, Fungi, Glomeromycota, Glomeromycetes, Glomerales, Glomeraceae.